UUAAAAUUGAAGUUUGAUCUUAUUGCCUAUGAAGUAGUGUAUAGCUUAUAGAAAUGAAAAGUUUUAUCUUACUAAAUACCUAUAGGAAAUUAUUCGGCAAUGCCUUUUUACGUAGAUAUUACAGGUUGUAUAGUACGGAAAAGAUUAAAGAAAAAAAUUCCAUUGAUAAAAUAAGAAACAUCGGUAUAUUGGCUCAUAUCGAUGCAGGCAAAACAACAACAACAGAGCGUAUGCUAUUUUACUCCGGUACUAUACGAUCGAUGGGAGAGGUCCACCACGGAAACACUGUCACAGACUACAUGGAGCAGGAGAGACAAAGAGGAAUAACUAUCACUUCUGCAGCGGUGUCUUUUCCAUGGCGAGACCAUCAAAUCAACCUCAUUGAUACUCCGGGUCACAUAGAUUUCACCAUGGAGGUGGAACUGAGUCUGGCUGUACUCGAUGGUGCUGUGGUUGUGCUGGAUGGCUCCGCAGGAGUAGAGGCUCAAACAUUGACUGUAUGGCGUCAGGCCAGUGGGUACAAGCUGCCCCGGAUAGUCUAUGUUAACAAGCUGGAUCGAAGUGAUGCUGAUGCUGAAGCCUGUGCUAUCUCAGUUCAAGACAAGCUGCAUGCGCUGCCACUCCUGCUCCAUAUACCUGUCAAAAUGGACGGGAGGCUGGUUGGACUUAUAGAUUUAGUAACUCUAGAAGAGAUUAUUUGGACCCAGGGUCGAGGGAAAAACUACACACAACGAAAACUGACCGAAGUGUCCGACGGACACAAAUGGGAAUACGCGAUAAACAGACACAGAACACUCAUAGACACACUCUCCUCUAUAGACGAUAAGUUGGCAGAGACAAUAAUACAACAGGAGUCGCUGGACAACAUCGAGGCGAAAGAAAUCGAAGACGCCAUUAGACGAUGUACGUUAGACAUGAAAGGCUUCCCAGUUCUCUGCGGCAGCUCCUACAAGAACAUCGGAGUUCAGACUCUCAUAGACGGCGUCAUAUCAUACUUACCGUCUCCCUCAGAAAGGACUGGGGUUUAUAACAGUUUUGGCAACGACCUCUGCGCGAGAGCCUUCAAGGUUCAACACGACGACCAGCGAGGGGUUCUGACCUUCCUCAGGCUGUACAGCGGGGAGAUCCUCAAAGGCCAGAAGAUAUAUAACGUAGCCAGAGGAACGAGCGAACAGACAGGGUCUCUGUCGGUGGCCUUGGCGGACGACUACCAGCCCGCGGAGAGCCUCUCCGCCGGGAACAUCGCCGUCGUCAGCGGACUCAAGACGACCAUGACGGGUGACUUGGUAACUUCAAGCCAGUCAGCCGCCCGCCGCGCGAGGGAGAAGCUCGUCGCCACACUCAAGGAUCCCAGAGCCCAAGACGACAUGCUGGUGCCCAGCGCCAGGGUGAAGUUACAGGCGAUGGACACGGAGCCAACUACCGAGGAAGUCGCUGACGUGAUGCUGGGCAUCGGUACCAGUAUCCCGGAGCCAGUGUUCCUGUGUUCUAUAGAGCCCCCAGGUCCAGGACAGCUGGGGGCUCUGGAGACUGCUCUGGAGGAGCUGGUCAGAGAGGACCCCAGCCUGAGGGUGCACACCGACGAGGACACGGGCCAGAUGGUGCUCGCGGGUAUGGGUGAACUUCACCUGGAGAUCAUCAAGGAGCGCAUCAUCAGGGAGUACAAGAUCGACGUUGAGCUGGGAACUCCUCAGAUCUCGUACAGGGAGAUGCUGGAGGGCUCGGCCAAGGAUAGGCUGGUUGUGGACCGGAAGAUAGGGAACGCCAGGCAGACGGUGACGGUCGUGCUGUCGGCCAAAACCGUCCGAGGCGUCGCAGCUGACAGAGUAUUAAAACUGGACAAGACGGCUGAGAGUGCAGCCAACCUCGCCCACGUGCACCCUCGCACCAUGAGCGCCGUGAGCCGGGGCGUCGCCGCAGCGCUGCGGAGAGGACCCCGCCUAGCCUGUCCGCUGGUGGACACUCAAGUGACGCUGCACUGGCUGGAGGUGGGGCGCGGCACGUCCGAGAGCGUGGUCUCCGCGACCGUGUCUCAGUGUUUGCGGCGCGUGUUCUCGUCCGCUGGGUCCGUACUCCUGGAGCCGGUCAUGUUCCUGCAGCUGGUCGUGCCGGAGACGCACUCCGCCCGCCUCCUGGCUGACCUGACGAGACGCCGCGCCGACCAGUUGCAGGUCACGCUGAGACGAGACAAUAAGGUGAUAGAGUGUGUGGCGCCCCUCUCCCGGCUGGUGGGAUACUCCGCCGCUGUAAGGUCUCUCAGCUCGGGUCUGGCUUCCUUCUCCAUGCAGUUCUACGAGUACCGCCAGAUGUCGCCGCACGACGAGGAGGAGGCCGUGCGUGACGUCACCGGAUUUUAAACUUUAUUGUACUGACAUUAAAACAUAGUUUAGUGCACCACCAUGAAGACAUUAAGUAUUAUUGUAUAAUAAAAAGUACCCAUAGAUAUAGUGAACCAGGUUUAAAUAAAGCAAUACAUGUAUAUAACACUGGAAUUCAAAAUAAAACAAUCAGUAACAUGGAAGUAAAAGUUAACCCCAAGCUUGGUUCGCUCCCGCGG
Molecule: messenger RNA, 2557 nt
Organism: Danaus plexippus (monarch butterfly)
Lineage: Eukaryota; Metazoa; Arthropoda; Insecta; Lepidoptera; Nymphalidae
Gene: mRRF2
Product: ribosome-releasing factor 2, mitochondrial
Exons: 12
Coding region: 54-2357 (767 amino acids)
Biological process (GO): mitochondrial translation; ribosome disassembly
Cellular component (GO): mitochondrion
Molecular function (GO): GTP binding; GTPase activity
Source: RefSeq, a predicted model, not a curated record